GCCUCCCCGCGUAGAAAAAGCAGGCGGGGAGCACCGUCUCGCGGUCUCGCGGUAGCGGCGGGAUGGAGGUUCCCGAGGGGGGUCGCCGGGCCGAGGCUCCCUGGAAGAAGCUGUCUAAGGAGGAGCUGGAGAAUCAGUACAGCCCCAGCAGAUGGGUCAUCCGACUGGGAGCCGAGGAGGCCCUGAGGACCUACUCACAGAUAGGGGAUGAGGCUACUAAGAGGGCCCGAGCCACCAGGAGGAACCUGCUGCAUGUCCCCUACGGAGACGGCGGGGGGGAGAACCUGGACAUCUACUUUCCCGAGCAAGUGUCUGAAGCCUUGCCUUUCUGUGUGUUCUUCCAUGGCGGGUACUGGCAGAGCGGAAGUAAAGAUACAUCAGCCUUCAUGGUCAACCCACUGACAGCACAGGGAGUGGCCGUGGUGAUAGUGGCUUAUGACAUAGCCCCCAAAGGUACCCUGGACCAGAUGGUACACCAAGCGACCCGGAGCAUCGUGUAUAUCCAGAAGCAGUAUCCACGCAACGAGGGGAUUUACCUGUGCGGACACUCAGCUGGGGCCCACCUGGCCGCCAUGAUGCUCCUGGCCGACUGGACCAAGCAUGCAGUCGCACCCAACCUCAGAGGCUUUUUCCUGGUAAGUGGGAUCUAUGACCUAGAGCCCAUCGUGUUCACCUCUCAGAACGGCCCUCUCCUCAUGACCCUGGAGGAUGCUCGGAGGAAUGGUCCACAGCAGCUCCUGGAGGCGGCCCUGACGCAGCCCGUGGAUCCCGCCUGCCACGUGCUGGUGAUCGUGGGCCAACACGACUCCCCCGAAUUCUCUCGACAGUCCAGGGAAUUUUAUCAGACACUGUGCAGAGGAGGAUGGAACGCCUCGUUUGAAGAACUCCACGAUGUGGAUCACUUUGAAAUCAUCUGGAAGCUAACCCAGGACGACUACGUGCUCACCCAGAUGAUUUUGAGAACAAUCCUCCAGGAGCCCUGACGGCAUUGGACCCCCACCAGCGGGCACCCCGAUGGCGAAGCUCCCCCCCCCCCAGACCCCGCAGGCUUCCCCUUCCUGCCAACCUGGCCUCUCCCCAC
Panthera uncia (snow leopard) is the source of this 1081-nucleotide messenger RNA. RefSeq names its product arylformamidase (gene AFMID). The record is from RefSeq and is a predicted model, not a curated record. The transcript is spliced from 11 exons. Lineage: Eukaryota; Metazoa; Chordata; Mammalia; Carnivora; Felidae. The coding region runs from base 63 to 983 and encodes 306 amino acids. Gene Ontology annotation, molecular function: arylformamidase activity.